This is a messenger RNA of Drosophila teissieri, 234 nucleotides long. RefSeq lists its product as uncharacterized. The coding region runs from base 1 to 234 and encodes 77 amino acids. NCBI's taxonomy places the organism in Eukaryota, Metazoa, Arthropoda, Insecta, Diptera, Drosophilidae. The transcript is spliced from 2 exons. The record is from RefSeq and is a predicted model, not a curated record.
AUGUUCAAGUUUUUCGCUCUGUGCCUGUGCGCCCUGUUGGCCGUUGCCUGUGGCAAGCCGCAAUUCCUGACCGCCUACAGUGCGGCCUCGCCCGUGGUGGCUGCCACGCCCUACGCCUACUCCGGCGGAGUCUACGCACCGGCCGCCUACAGUGCCGCCUACACCAGCGGCGUCUAUGCCUCGCCCUACGCCUACGGCGCCUACCCCUACAGCUCGGUGUACCUGAGACGCUGA